Messenger RNA from Symbiodinium necroappetens, 1776 nucleotides. The record is from the annotation of a GenBank genome assembly. Lineage: Eukaryota; Dinophyceae; Suessiales; Symbiodiniaceae.
AUGUUCCUGGCGGUGGUGCACGAGCUUGAGCAGCACCACCUCUACCUUCGGACCGCACCAUGGAAGGCUGCUUGCCUCAUCGCCCCAGCCGAUGACCCCGAGACAAAGGCCCGGGUCUUGAAGGAACUCGAGGCCGAGUGGACAAUGGUCGUGAGCUUGGAGGCUCAUCCGGCAUCGGCGGCCGAGCUGCAGCAACACUGUGGGUUCACGGUUUUCCAGAAUUACAGAGAGGUGAUGACAGUCUGCGAGAAGCAUGGAUGGAAGGAGCACGACGAGGUUGCGAGCAUCAUGAGAUGUUGGUUCCCGGAGGUUGCUUGGUCAAGCAACGUCGAAUCUCUGUUUUCUGAGAUGUCGGCGGCCGUGAAAAAAAGUGGGCAAAGUGACUUGGGCUCCGUGGCCAACCUCAUGAGUGUCGGCAUCAGAGGCUUGACUCGUCGCAUUUGCAUCCAAGAGGAUGCUCCUCAGUCUUUGAAACUUGACAAAGACGAUUGGUCCGGUCAGCAGGUGUCAGGAUUGAAAAGCAAGAUUUUCACUCCUUCCUCCUCCCCUGCCUGCCGGCACGUGUCUUUCGACAACAUCGUGAAGCCUUUUCCAAGCACAUCGCCCUUCUUCCACCAGAACCACUGUUGCAACUACAUGGGAGGGCUUGGCAAGAACCCCAUGGAUGCUGCCCAAAACUUCUGGGUUCCCGAUGUGUUCAGUGCUGCCAUGCUUUUCCGGCACAACGAUGUCUACUAUUUGUCGACAGGGCGAACACCUGCUUUGCUGUACGCUGUCCGGCUGAAGGAGUUGCCGUAUGUUUUCACUGGUGGCCUCCCGAAGGAAGAAACCGACGAGACAAGAAUCCCCGUCAACGGCACAAACCAGGAUGAAUUGGAAGAUCCGCUGUGCGACGGGGAAUCCACGAAAGUCCUGGCACUGCUGAUCGGAAGGAGCCUGGUUUCCACGCUUUUGGUUUCGGCUGAAGAGGUGAAAAUUUUCGAUUACACUAUCCAUGUGGCCGAACAGACCCUCGAAGCGAAGUGUGGCAGCAACCUGCUGCUGAGGCGAGGAACCCGAAAGUUUUCCUUGCUUGGAUGGCUGGUGGAGAAAGGGGGCAUCUUGAAAGCGCGAGUGAGCUCCUUGAUGGACCUCAUGGACAGCAUGGGCAUCGGAAUGGCCAAAAAUUCUACGAAAGCUCAGCGAAUCCGGAAGAUCUUGGCAUUGAGCUCUGUGCGACAAGAGUGCUCCCAAGCCAGCAUCGACCGCAUUCUGAAAGAUUUGGAGCACCAGGAGGCAAAAAGAAAAGCGAAGGAUGACAAGCAGGCGGUGCCGGAGCCUGCCAGGGAUGAGGAAGAGAUCAUCUGGGAGGAGCUCGAAGAUGAUCCCGCAGCGAGAGCUUGCCGGGAGCUCUUGCAAGGGCAAGAUGAGGAGGAGGAGGAGGAAACAGUCGGGGACGAGCCAGCUGGCCAGGAGGCGCUUCCUGGUGGACAGGCUGGGGAGGCAUCAAGAGCAUCUCGUGCUAUGCUUUCGGCAUCGACGAGUCUACCAGAAGAUCUUCUACGCCUGAUGCCUUUGCCUGCGGGCACAUCCAUGAACAAAGUCGUUCAUUCAGAUCGGAAUUCCUGUGCAGCAUCCUUUAAUCCGGAUCUUCCUCGCGACACCUACGAUCGCCGAAAGAAAACAUUGAAGAGUGUGACCGCUGCAAAGCGGUCUGAAUCCCAGGCCUUUUAUAUAGUAUGGGUGUGGCUGUGUUCAGCCACAGAGGAAAGACCUGCCAAGAGAAGGCGGUGCUGA